Molecule: messenger RNA, 291 nt
Organism: Encephalitozoon hellem ATCC 50504
Lineage: Eukaryota; Fungi; Microsporidia; Unikaryonidae
Product: RNA polymerase II subunit Rpb11
Exons: 1
Coding region: 1-291 (96 amino acids)
Biological process (GO): DNA-templated transcription
Cellular component (GO): RNA polymerase II, core complex
Molecular function (GO): protein dimerization activity; DNA-directed RNA polymerase activity
Source: RefSeq, a predicted model, not a curated record
AUGACUGCCACAAGAAAGAUAACAAUGAGCUAUGUGGGAAAUACCCGUAAUACAGUGGAAAUGAAGAUAGAGGGCGAAACACAUACACUGGGCAAUCUCCUCUGUGAGGAGAUGCUCGAAGACAAGAGAUGUCUCUUCAGCGCAUAUAGGGUCGAACAUCCCACAGACAAUCAUGUAUUUCUUCGUAUUACAGCAGAUAAGGAUUGUCAAGUAAAGGACCUGUUUCUCGAAACACUCAAGAGAAUUGAAGAAGACACAAUUUCUCUAAUGGGUCAGUUGAAAGGGUUCUAA